AUGUCACAAGGCUAUGCCAUCGAGCUUUACUUCGAUCCAGCACUGGAAAAUCAGGUCUUGAAGGCCUGGAACGUCCUUGCACGCCGUCAGAUUAGUACCCAACUCAUCGAAAUUGAAUCACGUCCACACAUCACUCUCUUCUCAACCUCCUCGAUCGAACCCACAAAGCUUGAAUCGGUCAUCAAAGGGUUUGCAUCAAAGCAAGAUCCUUUACCGUUGUCUUUCUCUUCAAUUGGGAGUCUUUCAAACGACAACAAUGUCCUGUUUCUAGGCCCAACACCUUCAAUGUCGUUGCUCCAAUUCCACUCUCAAUUGUGUGAGUUAAUGAAGAAAGAAGGAGUCGAAAUUGGGGAGGAGUAUCGUCCUGAUUCAUGGAUCCCUUACUGUGCUGUAGCUCAAGAAGUUCCCAAGGCUCGUAUGGCUGAAGCUUUUUGUGUGUUGAGGGAGUUGAAAUUGCCUGUUACUGGCUACGCCAUGGAUAUUGGCUUGGUUGAGUUUUCUCCAGUUCGUGAACACUUCUCUUUUGUGCUUGGUAAUACAUUAGAAGCUUGAAUUUUGAUUUUUUUAGCUUUGUUGAAGAAUUGUUGUUUUGUGUUUUGUUCAUUUUUAGAUAUUUAGUUUUUGGCUUUGGUUUUUAAUCCAAUAAUGCCUUUUUCAUGUUGUUGUAAUUACAAUGGUGCUGCUGCUAUUUUUAGCAUAGACUGCAUAGUAACAAAAUUUGCAUUUUUAUGUUUAAUAACAUUCUUUUCUCUUUCUCA
Cannabis sativa is the source of this 758-nucleotide messenger RNA. RefSeq lists its product as uncharacterized. The transcript has a single exon. NCBI's taxonomy places the organism in Eukaryota, Viridiplantae, Streptophyta, Magnoliopsida, Rosales, Cannabaceae. Bases 1 to 552 code for a protein of 183 amino acids. The record is from RefSeq and is a predicted model, not a curated record.